AAGAUUUGCCGCUGUGGUGGAAUAUUGAAUGAAGAUGAUGAACAUUGUCCUGAUCCAAAAUGUACUGAACAUGAAAAAUUUAAAAAAGAACCAUUGAGAUUUCUUGAAUUGCCAGUUGGUGAACAAAUUAACGAAAUAUUAUCAAGAGAAAAAGAAAUUAAUUUUAUUUAUCAGCAGCCUCUAAGAAAAUCGGUUGAUAAGAAGCAAACAACAAAGGAAGAUGAACAACAACAAUUGAAAACGGGCGAUGUUGACCAAUUCAACCCGCAACGAUGUUUAGCUGCGUCAUUGAACAGGUUUAAUACUGAAGAAAAUCAACAACAAUCAUCAAGAGCAAAUGAAGAAGUGAAAGAUAUUCAAGAUGGAAAAGUUUAUAAACAAAUAGCGAGAAAUGAAACACAGCAAUUUAUCACUUUAUUGAUGAAUGUGGAUGGCAUACAAGUCGGGAAUUCCACAGAUGUUUCUCUAUGGCUAAUUACGAUGGCUAUUAAUGAAAUUAAAAGAAGUGAACGAUUUAAAGUUAAAAAUGUGAUUACCGCUGGUAUCUCCUCUGGA
Molecule: messenger RNA, 555 nt
Organism: Didymodactylos carnosus
Lineage: Eukaryota; Metazoa; Rotifera; Eurotatoria; Philodinida; Philodinidae
Source: the annotation of a GenBank genome assembly